Messenger RNA from Zingiber officinale, 3529 nucleotides. RefSeq names its product protein ENHANCED DOWNY MILDEW 2-like. The transcript is spliced from 20 exons. Lineage: Eukaryota; Viridiplantae; Streptophyta; Magnoliopsida; Zingiberales; Zingiberaceae. Bases 135 to 3344 code for a protein of 1069 amino acids. The record is from RefSeq and is a predicted model, not a curated record.
GGUUUUAUCGUCUACUGUAUAAAAGGAAUGAAUUUGCUCGUCGCCGAUUUCUGGAGCAGUUCGCGCCUCGCCGAGGUUUCCGCUGAUUGCUGCGUCGCCUAAUCUGCUUCCUCGGGUUACAGUUGCUGUGGAUAAUGUUGUCUCUUGAAGACUCCGAUGAUGAGGAGGUUGCCCCGCAAUCCAUUGCAAAUUACUAUUUUGUAGAUGACGAUGAGUCACCUAUUUCGUUCUCAGUUUUACCCCUCCAUUUCGAUGACGGGCAGAAGCAGGAUGUUGCCGACAAUGCCGUUUUCUUGCACGGAACAACUGAUGGUGGCCUUCAGAAAGUCUACAAACGAGUUAUUGGCUGGAAGCUGGUAUUUGAAGAUGUGGAACCCAAGAUUAUGGUCCUUUCCAAAGACAAAAAGUGGAUAAGUCUUGUGAAACCUAGAAACAGUUAUUAUGAGGACACCAUUAGGACAAUAAUGAUCACUGUGCAUUUGCUUCAUUUUCUGAGGAAAAACCCACAAGCUACAAAAAGGAGCCUUCGGAAACAUUUACGCACUGUUUUCAGCACAUUUGAUGUUAGACCUUCUCACAAUGAUGUCAGGGAACAUGUUUUUCUAAUGAAACUAUUUAGUGCGAGGGAUGAAACUUUAGCAAAUUCAGAGUUGUUUCAAGGGUUCAUCAUGGACAAGCCGAGGAAAAGGUUUAGUGAGGAUGAUCAAGAUGCUUCUGAUGUGAAGCAAUCGUUUAUUGUUGAUGAUGAUGAGGAUGAAGGCCCAAGAGAGGUGGAUGAAGGUCCAAGAGAUGAUGCUGUGAAUGAAGAACAAGAUGAUAACUCUGAUUUAUAUGAUUCAGUCUGCGCAAUUUGUGACGAUGGUGGUAACAUUUUGUGUUGUGAUGGACCUUGUUUGCGUUCCUUUCAUGCCUACAAGUCAGCUGGAAAAAAUUCAUUGUGUAGAUCUCUCGGCUUCGCAACGGCAGCAGAUGUUGAAUUGAUUCAGAACUUCUUAUGCAACAACUGCUUAUAUAAGCAGCAUCAAUGCUUUUGCUGUGGCAAACUAGGCUCAUCUGACAAGACAAAUGGUGCCGAGGUAUAUGCUUGUGUUUCUGCAACAUGCGGUCACUUUUACCACCCAAAGUGUGUUGCAGAAUGGGUUUUUCCUCAUAGUGAAAGUGAAGCCUCUGAGUUUCGAACAAAAAUAAUAGCUGGGGAGUUCUUUACAUGCCCUGUUCACAAGUGUGUUGUUUGCAAACAAGGAGAAAACAAGGAGGUUAAAGAUUUGCGAUUUGCAAUGUGCAGAAGAUGUCCGAAAUCUUAUCACAGAAAGUGCUUGCCAAGGGAGAUAGCAUUCAAAAACAAUGAGGGUAUUGAACAAAGGGCUUGGGAUGAUCUUCAUCCUAAUCGAAUCUUGAUAUUUUGCCUAAAACACCACAUCAAGGAAGGACUGGGAACUCCAAUUAGAAAUCAUAUUAUAUUUCCUCAAAAUCCAGAGACUGAAAAACGUUUAGAUUUGCCAAAAAGAAAAGUUAAAGCAUCGGCAGAAAAGAAAAGUAUCAUUUCUAGUGAGUUGACAAAAAACCAGGUAACUUUAAAGCCAGUCAAAGUGGCUAGUUCAGAGGGAAAUCGCUCCAAGGAAAAAGUUGCAAGGAUAGUUGUUUCUCAGAAGAAAGAGCAGGAAUCAAUUGCCAGUCCACGGCAUGAACGGGGCAAAUAUGAGAAAAUUAUUGCGGGCGGUAAGAUUCCUGUAGAAGAGUCAAGGGGCAUAGCACCGGCCCCUUCUUCCAUAGUUGCAAAAAGACCAAGUUCAUUCCCUAGUAUAGAUAAUGAAGCAAAAGCACGGGCUUCAGAGAUAUUCAAACAGGUUUCAGCUUCUUUAAGCAUGGAAGAUAUAAUUAGAAAAUAUCCAAGGCCAUCUACUCAUUCAUAUGGCAGUGGUACAAGACACAAUAUUGAUAAGAGCAUUACACUAGGCAAGGUUGAGGGUUCUGUUGAGGCUAUUCGAACAGUAUUACAAAAGUUGGAGAAAGGAGGUUCUGUGGAGGAUGCUAAAGCUAUAUGUGAACCUGAGAUACUAAGGCAGAUGAUCAAAUGGAGGGAAAGGCUUAGAGUUUAUCUUGCACCUUUUCUCCAUGGAAUGCGCUAUACAUCUUUUGGCCGUCAUUUCACAAAUGUAGACAAGCUUAAACAGAUUGUAGAUAAAAUGCAGUGGUAUGUUCAGGAUGGUGAUACGGUGGUUGAUUUCUGCUGUGGUGCUAAUGAUUUCAGCAUUUUAAUGAAAGAAAAGCUUGAUUCUGCUGGAAAGAAAUGCAAUUUCAAGAACUAUGAUAUCAUACAACCGAAGAAUGAUUUCAAUUUUGAAAGAAGAGACUGGAUGACUGUGAAACCACAUGAAUUGCCAACUGGAUCAAAAUUGAUCAUGGGUCUCAACCCCCCUUUUGGUGUUAAAGCAGCUCUUGCCAAUAAGUUCAUAGAUCAUGCACUAAAGUUCAAGCCGAAGCUGGUUAUUCUUAUAGUUCCGAAGGAGACUGAAAGACUUGAUAAGAAACAAAGUAAAUAUGAUUUAAUAUGGGAAGAUAGUCAGAGUCUCUCAGGCAAGUCAUUCUACUUGCCCGGCUCUGUCGAUGUGAAUGAUAAUCAAUUGGAACAAUGGAAUUUGAGUCCACCUCCAUUGAAUCUGUGGAGCCGUGACGAUUGGACAGUGAAGCACAAAAGAAUAGCUGCACGCCAGGGACACAUAGUUGAAGACCAGGGGCCUCCAUUCAGAAAAGGAAUUUUAUCAGAGAAGCCAGUAGAUAGUCUUCCAGCAGAGGACCAUACGGAAGCUGAAAUUUUGGUGAAGGAUGCCACUUUAGAAGAGAAAAAAGCUAGAGAUGAAAACCAUAAAAGCUCUGAUGGUACCAAGAGAAAGAUCUCUCCCGGACAUGCGAGCACUAUUUCUCGUAAAAGGAGAAGAAAGAAAAAGGGUCAGGUGCAGGAAGAGAGGAAGAACGAUGUUGAGCUAUCAGACAUUAGCAUCUUGCCCGAUCAGAAUAGAAAUACACCAAGUCAUCUUCCGUUGGAACCAUCAUCUGUAGCUCCACAGGAAAGAGACUCACAUUUUACUACUGGAGUAGAGUUUUCUUUUAAAGCGGGAGGUGGCCCUGCGUCGUCAGUGAUGGAUCGGUAUGCUCCACAUCUUGAUAUGACAAAGUAUGCAAUGCCCAUUAGUCAGGUCCCGUUCGGCCAGUGUCCUGGAAGAAGUGAUCCAUAUGACAACAUCCAUGGAGCAAGGAGGGACCAAGCUAACUUCCCUCGAUUUCCAUCUGGACCACAUUCAUCUUCCUCCAGUCGAGGCAAUUCUUGUGGUUGGAUAGACUAAUCACAGAAGUUUUGACAGAUGCUGUUCGUUGUCCAGUGGCCGGCAAAAAAGAGACAGUUAUCCAUUUUUGUCUGCAAGAUCCACGCACUUUCUUGCUCUUAAAAAUGUCAUAUGAGCUAUAGUUGUGAUUAACACUUUUUACGACGUCCGGAAUUCAUAUUAGCAUUCACAUGGUGGUUUGCACA